Rotaria sordida is the source of this 1575-nucleotide messenger RNA. The record is from the annotation of a GenBank genome assembly. Lineage: Eukaryota; Metazoa; Rotifera; Eurotatoria; Philodinida; Philodinidae.
AUGGAACAUUUAUCGAUUCAAUUAAAUGAUUUACCAGAUGAGAUUAUUAUAUUUAUUUUGAGAAAAUUGUAUGAUGCCGAAGUACUCUAUUCAUUAAUAGGAGUUAAUAAACGACUCAGUACAAUUACAAAUGAUUCAAUUUUUACAAGUCACUUAACAUUAACAUAUUUCUCAGAUGAUUUUCACUAUCCACUACCUGAUCCAAUGGUUGAUCGAUUUUGUUCAAAAAUUUUACAUGAAAUUCAUCAUAAAAUAAAAUGGCUUAAUCUUGAAUCAACAUCUAUACAACGUAUUCUUCGUGCUACAAAUUAUCCUAAUUUAUAUGGACUUGGUUUAUAUGAUGAUAUUACUUUUACCUGUAUAGUCAAAAGUCAAAUAUCAUCAUUGGUUAUCGAUAUUAGUCGAGAUAAAAAACAAAUUUUGUCAACAGAUAUCAAUAAAACUGUAUUUACACAUAUCUUUACUAUGUUCAACAAUUUACAGUAUUUAAAUUUCGGUCCAUCUUCAAUUUGGUAUCAACGAAUUUCAUUUGACAUGCCAUUUCCAACUAUUACUUCUUUAAAUUUGUUAGAAUUACAUAUUUGUGUGGAUUAUUUCAAUGAUUUGCUUUAUUUACUUGAUGGACGUUUCAAUCAACUACAUACAUUAGAUGUUAAUAUCUAUCAUAUUAAAUACACCCAUUCAACAAUUAAUAGUGGAGAAAAAUUAGCUAAUCUAAAAUGUUUCUCGCUAUAUUCUGAUAUGCGUACACUUGUUUAUGAUGAAUUAAUUCUACCAUUUCUACAUCGAAUGUUGAACUUAGAAAAACUUGAUUUACAUCUUAAGGUGGAUCGUCAUAAAGGAUUUAUUAAUGGAAAUGAUUUAAAAGAAAAUAUUAUCAAUUAUAUGCCACGAUUAAAUAAAUUUACAUUUAAUAUUCGUUUAUUCAAUCAUAUUUCUAAUAAAAUUAUUUUACCUUCAAAUGAAGAUAUUCAAUAUACAUUCAAAGAUUUUAAAGAUAUUCAAGUUAUUUCUUGUGUUGAUUUUUUUCAAGAAGAAAAAUUUCGUUACUGUCGUAUUUAUUCAUAUCCAUAUAAAAUGAAAUAUUAUGAUAAUAUUUCAAAUAAUUUUCCGGGUGGAUUAUUUAAAUAUGUUCAUAAAGUAUCAUUAUAUGAUGAAUAUCCAUUUGAACAUGAAUUUUUUCUUCGAAUUGAAAAAUCAUUUCCAUUCAUGAAAGAAUUAACUGUAAUUAAUGCUAAACCACAAAAGAAUAAAUUAUAUAGAAAAUCAAUGAGUGACAAUAAAGAUUUAUCAAUUAUUAAAUAUCCUCAUCUGACUGAUCUCAAUCUUAUUCAAGCUCAUGAUGAUUAUGUCGAACAAUUUCUAGUUGAUACGGAAAUGUCUUUGCCAAAUCAUCUUCAUCUUACUGUCAAUUAUCAAGCAAUGAAAAUGGUUACUGAAAAUUUCACAAGAAAUACAACACGAAUUAAUUGUACAAAACUGCGUUCUUUACAUCUAUGGAGGGCAUGUGGAGAUACUAAACAUGUUAAAGACUAUUUUCCUCAUACACACAUAUUUGGAUUUGUAAAUGAUUGA